Molecule: messenger RNA, 2052 nt
Organism: Rotaria socialis
Lineage: Eukaryota; Metazoa; Rotifera; Eurotatoria; Philodinida; Philodinidae
Source: the annotation of a GenBank genome assembly
AUGGCGAGUGUCGAUCAAAUACCUAUACUACCUGAAACUCAAACUAUUGAACCAAUUGUUCAAUGUGGUGUCCUUUAUUUGGGUACGGCACCAUCUAGUGCUGGUCUUGGCGGUCUUGAUGCAGUUCAAGAACCAUUUUCAUAUCGAUAUCCUGUCGAUGGGACGAAUACAGUUCGAGGUAUUGAUGCAGUAAUAUCCGUUUAUGAUAAUGGUAUUCAAUUAGCAUUUACCCGGCAACCACAUGCAGCCAUAUUUUUUCCAAUAACUUCUCUUAUCUAUUGUGCAAGUCUUCGUUUUUCUGUCAUUGAAAAUGGUCAAGCAAAAUCGAUACCAAUGAUUGAUUGGCGUUUUACGCCUUUAGAUUCAUUAGUAGAAAAUAAUAGUCGACAUCCACCACUAUUCAGUCUAAUUGUAAGACGUACACAACUGUUACCAGGCGAUGAAUGCCAUUGUUUUAUAACUAAAAGUGGUGAUUCAGCAUUUUCACUUAUUCAAGCAGUAUCACGAGUCUAUGCAAAUAUUAAUCCGGGAACUCAAUGUUUAAAAUCACCUAUUUUUUAUCAGUUAGAUCGUUUCGGACGAAAAUUAACUGAAACCAAUGGUGCUAUUUACAUAUCGCCGGCUAAUGAUGACGAUUCACAAUUGGAUCGACCUGGUUCAAAUCGAUUAACAGAUGAGUCUAUUGGGCAACGUUAUCUAUGUAAUCCAAAACUUGGCGGAUAUUUUUAUCGUACAGAUGCAAGUAUUAUUGAAUCAUGGCAAUUGUGGGGUGAUGAUAAUUCAACUGAAACUCGACCGCGUCCACCUGCAUCACCUUUUGGAUUACAUGAAGGUCUUUAUCAUGAUGAUACAACCCAUGAGAUUCAAACAUAUUUACGCCACAUGGAAGAUGAAGACAAAUCUUCGUCAUAUACGUGUUCAAGUAAAAGCUGCAGUUCCCUUAGUUCAUCAUCAACGCAACAUUCUUGUAAACGUAGUCAACGCCGUUCUUAUAAACAAAAAUCAUUUGAUGAUACUGAUCAAUUCGAGGAGUCAUUGUCGAAUGCACAAGCAAGUUCAUUUGAACCAAUUUCAACAUCGAAAAAUAGUCACGUAAGAGAAAAAAGAAAAGCGCCCAUUGUUAUUGAAAAAGUCGUACCGACUGUACCGACAUCAAUACCAAUCCUUAAUCCAAUUUUACCACAGCAACCAUUGGAUAUUUCAAACUGUGAACAAGAAUCAACUGCAGGAUCUCUUUCAAAAUUGGAUGUUCCUUCUUUUUCAUAUCGAAUCAAUGAACAUGGCGAAAAAAUAACUAAAGAAGGUAAUCGUAUUGUAUUUAUGGAUGUCAUCCGGCCGAAUACGAAUAACAAUACAAUUGAUCCACAAUCCGAUAGACCAUCGAAAUUUCGUUCUCGUUCACGACGACAAUGGCAACCAAAACAUAUACCUGUCAUUGAUAUUCAAAGUGUUCAACGAUUUAUUGAUGAAAACAAUUCUAAAAAUCAACGACAAACAAGUGCAAGUAUUAUUAAUGAUAAAUCAGUAGACCGUGCGAAUGAUACAACUCCUCGCCUAAAAACAACGGAUAUGACGGAAAUCAUCGAUGAAUAUUUUAAAGAUUAUAAUGGGCAUAAAACAAAGUUAAGUAAUCAUGAAACUCAAUCAAUAGAUGACCGUGUCAAAUCACCAAAUACGCAAAAACCUCGACGGACAGCUAGUAUUAUUUCAUCAACACAUAGCUCUGCAAAUGGUAGUCUUCAUCGUCGUAGUCAGUCGACAGUAAAUGCUGGUGUGAAAGUUAAUUAUGUUAGACGUAGUACAACUUCGUCUACAUCUUCAAUAGUUAAACCCAUAGUCCCCGUCUUUAGUGAUGAAAAACUUGAUGAAUAUAUAUCAAAUAUUUACGGAACAAAUCGAUCAAUUACAUCGAAAACAUCAUCAAAAAAUCGUGAAGAAAGUAAAUCAUCGAAUAUUCCUACGACUCUAAAUCCAACAUAUAUACCCGCAUUUCGAUAUAUGCAAAGUAGUGUUAAUUCAAAUUUAUUUCGGGAAUAUUAUAACGCAUAUUAA